Molecule: messenger RNA, 3974 nt
Organism: Macadamia integrifolia
Lineage: Eukaryota; Viridiplantae; Streptophyta; Magnoliopsida; Proteales; Proteaceae
Product: disease resistance protein RUN1-like
Exons: 5
Coding region: 125-3703 (1192 amino acids)
Biological process (GO): signal transduction; defense response
Molecular function (GO): ATP hydrolysis activity; ADP binding
Source: RefSeq, a predicted model, not a curated record
AACCUAAAUUACUUGGCAGCGGGCAAGAAGUUUCCACGUACAAAAGAAUCAGGUUACAGUGGACUCAAUUUGAUUUGUUGAUUCUUUGCGUUUCAAUUACAUUUCUGUUCCCGAAAAAAAAAAAAUGAAAAAAAACUACCCAUUGCCCUUCUCAACUCUCAAGUGCUUUCUCAUGGCCCCCAGGAGAAACCGAGAAGCAUUUUCUUCACAGUCUGCAAGCCCUCGCUGGAUCCACGACGUAUUCCUGAGUUUCAGUGAAGAUACACGAGAGAAAGUGACUGAUCGCCUCUAUGUCGCUUUGGUCCAGAAAGGGAUUCGCACCUACAGAGACGACGACGAACACCGGCGAGGAGAGAAAUCACUCAAAGAAUCGAGAAUCGCAAUUGUUGUUUUCUCUAGGAAUUAUGCUUCUUCAGUAUGGUGUCUUGAUGAACUGGUGAAGAUCAUUGAAUUCAGAAGUGGGAAUGGUCUAACUGUUUUGCCUGUUUUUUAUGAUGUCGAUCCGUCUGAUGUCCGACACCAAACCGGAAGUCUUGAGAAAGCAUUUGCGAAGCAUGAAGAGUGUGGCGAGGAGGGGAAGGAAAAGUUGCAGAAGUGGAGGGCAGCCCUCACAAGAGCAGCUAAUCUUUCUGGUUGGGAUCUGCGAAAUGUUGCCAACCUCAGGCAGGAGGCAAACAUUAUCCAAAUAAUUGUUGAAGAUGUUUUGACUAAAUCAAGUCGAAGACCAUUGAAUGUUGCUAGAUAUCCAGUUGGAAUAGAUUCUCGGGUAAAACAUGUAAUUGACUUGUUACAUUUUACUUCAAAUGAAGUUCGUAUUGUUGGGAUUUGUGGUCUGGGUGGAUCAGGCAAGACAACCACUGCAAAAGCAGUUUAUAAUGAAGUUUAUUACAAAUUUGAAGGUUGUAGUUUCCUUGAAAACGUUAAAGAUGUUUCAAAACAACCCAAUGGUCUUAUUCGUUUACAAGAACAACUCCUUUCUGAUGUACUGUUGAAGAGAAACUUGAAGGUAAGCAAUGUUGCUAGAGGAAUAAAUCUGAUUAGACAAAGGCUCUACAGCAAAAGGGUUCUUCUCAUCCUCGAUGAUGUAGAUCAAUCGGACCAAUUAAAUGCUUUAGCUAUCAACCGUGAUUGCUUUGGUUUGGGAAGUAGAAUCAUCAUCAUAUCACAAAAUGAACAUUUUCUAAAUGAGGUUGAUGUAGAAGUAGUAUAUAAGCCUGAAGAGUUUGACCUUUAUGAAUCUCUUGAACUCUUCAGUUGGCAUGCCUUCAAAAACGAUCGUCCAACAGAUGACUACAUGGAGCUUUCAAGGGAUGUAGUUCGCUAUGCCAAAGGACUUCCAUUAGCUCUUGAGGUUUUGGGUUCAUUUAUGUUUGAAAGAAGCUUAACUGAAUGGAAGAAUACAUUAGACAAAUUAAAAAAGAUUCCUCAAAAUUUAAUUCAAGAGAAACUUCGAUUAAGUUUUGAUGCUCUAGAUGAUGAAGAGAAGGAUAUAUUCCUUGAUAUUGCUUGCUUUUUUAUUGGAAUGGACAAAGACUACGUUAAUAAGAUACUAGAUGAAUGCAAUUUGUUCCCAGAUAUUGGAAUUAGAGUUCUCGCACAAAGGUCUCUUAUAACAAUUGAAAUGAACAAGCUAAGGAUGCAUGACCUUCUUCGAGACUUGGGAAGGGAAAUUGUUUGUGAAAACUCUCCUGCCGAACCUGGAAGACGUUCAAGAUUGUGGGCACAUAAGGAUGUUUGUGAUGUAUUGGCAAAAGACAAGGGAACCAAGUCUGUUGAAGGCCUCAUCCUAAACGGUUCUCAAUUCGAGGUUUUGUGUUUCAAUACAAAAGCGUUUGCAGACAUGCAUAGGCUAAGACUACUUCAACUCAAUUAUGUAUACCUGAGGGGAGGGUUUGAACAUCUCUCUAAGGGUUUAAGAUGGCUUUGUUGGCAUGGAUUCCCAUUGAAUUCUAUACCUACCAAUUUUGACCUGCAGAAUAUUGCUGUCCUUGACAUGGAGAACAGCAAUAUUAAAGAAGUUUGGAAGGAAAUUAAGCUGCUCAAAAGGUUGAAAAUCCUCAAUCUUAGUCAUUCGCUUUACUUGACAAAAACCCCCAAGUUCUCGGGACUCCCCAAUCUUGAGAAACUGAUCCUCGAAGGUUGUAAAAGUCUGGUUGAGGUUCAUGAAUCCAUUGGAUUUCUUGACAAGCUUGUUGUCUUGAAUCUGAAAGACUGCCAUAACCUUAUGAAUCUUCCAAGAAGUAUUUGUGAGUUAGGAUCUCUUGAAGAACUCAAUCUCUCUGGUUGCUCCAAACAGGUUAAAUCUAAGUCAUGGGUUUCAUUCUCUCAAUGUUGGGGCUCACUGAAAACAACGUUUAAUUCCAUCACUUCGCUUCCAGCUUCUUUCUCUGGUCUACGUUCUUUAAAAGUUGUAGAUCUCAGUUACUGCAAUCUGUCAGAAGAUUUGAUUCCCAAUGAUUUCAUGAGCUUGUCCUUAUCUCUGGAAAGGUUAGAAUUGGAUGGAAACAGAUUUCGCACCCUACCAGCCAGCAUCGAACAUCUUUCUCGUCUCAAAAGGCUUUCAAUGAAAAAUUGUAGAGAUUUGCAACUGAUGACGGAGCUUCCAUCAAGUUUAAAUUUCUUGAAUCUUGGAGGUUGCUCAACAAUGGAAAGAUUACCAUCAAAUAUUAGUGGUCUCUCUCAACUCCUCUAUCUUGAUUUGAAUGGAUGCCAAAGGCUGCAAUCACUUCCAAAGCUUCCAUUAAGGUUAGACGAGUUGCGAACAUCUGGUUGCACAUCCUUGCAAGAAGUAGCAAAUAUUGGGAACUUAUCUACAUUACGAGAUUUAUCUAUCAACUGCGAUCUCUUUUGUAGUUUAUCUAAUGAAAUAUGUCACCUUUCUAACCUUGGAAACCUUAAUUUGGAAGGCUGUAAGAGGCCUCAAUCACUGCCAAAGCUUCCAUCAAAAUUAGAUUCCUUGUUUAUUGAAGGCCACACAUCAAAUUUGCUCAACUGCUUUGAGAACCAGAGCUUGGAAGAAAUGGAAGGUUGCCACCAUUUGGACAGCACUUUGAGAAACAUGAGUCUUUUCCAGGGAUUAUAUAGGGCGUUUGAAGUCAUUGGUACAGGAACUGAGAUUCCAGAGUGGAUCAGCCAUCAAGCUGUAGGGUCUUCAAUAUCUUUUGAGGUAUCUCCCUUUUCAGGUUGUAAGAUCCAGGGUUUGGAUGUAUCUGCCAUUUUUGUAGCUGAUAAAGAAGCCUAUGGAUUUCUUUCUUGUCCUAUUAUUUGUAACAAGACCAAAGGAAUUGAAUGGGGCCCCCUCGAUGGAUUUUGGCAAUCUGCUCAUGCAUUGGAUGAAGAUAUAUUGUGGGUGCGCCAUAUACCAAUUACUGAGCUUCAAGAUUACUGGGGAGGUGAAGCUAAAUUUGGGGCUCACUUUGAAGUGGGGGAUAUAGUGGAGGUCUUAGUAGAAAUUGAACCUUUUGAGAAGGCCUGUGUACAAGUGAAGAAGUGUGGAGUCAUGCUGGUACACAAGCCAGAUGAGAACCAAGUAGAUGACCCUUCAGUGAUGAAAUGCUCCACUGCUUCACAUUUUUUCAUUGUUGAUGGAGAAAGAUCAGCAAUGGAUCAAGUAGUUUUCAUGGAAGAUGCGAACAAGAGUGGCUAUAAUGAGGAUGUGGCAGGAUCCAGUUAUGAUGCCAAAAUAUUGAGGAUAGGCCAGUGAUCCUAUGGAUAUGUUUCUUUUAUCUGUGACAAGUAUUAUGGCCUUCAUGGACCAAUUCAGUACAUUACAAUAUUAUUGGGAAUUGAGGUUGAUAGUAGGAAAAAUUGCAUAGAUCUACUUACUAAGUUACAAAAAACAAGUAGGGUUGAUUUUGUUUUACACUUAUUUUUCUUGUAAACUUUUUUUUUUUCAUUUGAUUUUUGUUUUAAUUUAAUGGAAUCAGAUAAAACAAAAUGAGGCAUAUGAAAUAAAAAGUUGAUGUGUUCAUCAA